Molecule: messenger RNA, 1905 nt
Organism: Neltuma alba
Lineage: Eukaryota; Viridiplantae; Streptophyta; Magnoliopsida; Fabales; Fabaceae
Product: E3 ubiquitin-protein ligase At1g63170-like
Exons: 6
Coding region: 291-1610 (439 amino acids)
Molecular function (GO): zinc ion binding
Source: RefSeq, a predicted model, not a curated record
UUUUUUUUUGGAAGAAAAUGAAGCAGAGUUGAGCUUCGAAGUAUUCUACACUUCUCUUCACACAUCCUUCCCUCUGUUUUCAUGGCUAAUUUAUUCAGCUCAAUCAGGAUAAUAAAAGGUUAAUCAUUAAGUGCACACAAAGUGCUGCUUGGCAUCUUGGUAUACAUCAUUCAGCAUAUUAGAGCAGAAUUAUAGAUGAUCACGAAGCAAAAUAGGAGAAGGUGCAGGUCGGAGACCUUGUUACUACCAAUCUAUGCCUUAUUGCCUUUUACUUUGGUUGACUGAUUUAGAUGGAUGUUACCUCUCCAGAACCAAAUAGAAACUCCCAAACCGACAGAUAUCCUUUGCUGAUGGAGCAGUCUGAGAGCCACCAUCAGCACAUAAUUGACAUCACAAGGAAUGGUGAUGCUUUAUCCAACUCAUCUCAUGUUGCUCGACUUCCUGAAAUACAUUUAACGCAGAAUGAAGAUCAACAGUCCAGUGGUACACGAGACCCUACUAAUCAAACAUCUUCCUCAUCUAGAUUAAACUCCAGAAAUUCUUCAACUAGAGGCGAGGGAUAUCGUCAUCGAAGAAGGAACCCUUUAAAUUCUGGACUAUGGAUUUCAGUUGAGCUUGUGGCCACUGUGGGUCAGAUCAUAGCAUCUAUAGUUGUCUUGUCAUUGUCAAGGAAUGAAAAUCCACAAGCCCCAUUAUUUGCAUGGAUUGUGGGUUAUACAUCUGGUUGUGUUGCCAUGCUGCCUAUUCUAUAUUGGCGUUAUCGAAGCCAUAAUCAAAGUAGUGAACAAGAUACACCUCAACAAUCUCAAGGAUCUUCUGGAAGUGAUCAUCCAUUGCCUACGUCAUACACAGCUAUCUCCAAUGCUCAUGUUUCAGAUGAGGAGAAUGGUCAUGUGACAGAAUCAGCUGCUAGAAGCACUAGGAUUCCUGGAGCAUUUUUUUCUAGGCUUAAUGGAUUAGUAGAUCAUUUCAAAAUGGCCUUAGAUUGCUUCUUUGCAGUUUGGUUUGUUUUGGGCAACGUGUGGAUCUUUGGAGGCCACUCUUCUCCUUCGGAUGCUCCAAAAUUGUAUAGGUUAUGUAUUGUGUUUCUUACCUUUAGCUGCAUUGGCUAUGCUAUGCCAUUUAUCCUUUGUGCAACUAUUUGUUGCUGCCUACCUUGCAUUAUUUCUGUUCUAGGCAUUCGGGAGGAUUUUUCUCAAACUAGAGGUGCAACAGUAGAGUCUAUCAAUGCCCUGCCAAUUUACAAGUUCAAAUUGAAGAAAACUGAAAAUAGUGACAAUCAGGAUGUCAACACAGCUAUAGACGAAGGUGGCAUCUUUGCUGCGGGGACAGAAAAGGAGCGGGCCAUAUCUGGAGAAGAUGCUGUUUGUUGCAUUUGCUUGGCGAAAUAUGCAGACAAUGAUGAUCUUAGAGAGUUGCCCUGUCUUCAUUUCUUCCACGUAGCGUGUGUUGACAAAUGGUUGAAGAUAAACGCAUCGUGUCCUCUUUGUAAAAGUUGGAGCUUUAAAGGUUUUCAUCAAACCCCUUUACUCGGGGGAGAAAAAAAAAAGCGUUUGCGUCGAGCAUUUGGAGUUUGCUACUUUAUGCUUUUCGGAGUGAUGUAUAUGUAACGUGAGAGCUGAAGAUAGACGUUUUGAUGGUUAUGUUCCACGAGCAUAUGAUGUUUUCUUAUUCACGUAUGGAAGGUUAAGAAUGUGCUUCACCUACCUCCUUGCGCUGGUUUCCCUCUGUUUUGACAUUCUUGGGAAAUAUUGUUCUGUAAAAAUAGGCUGCAUGUCACCUUUCUGAUCUGAUUCAGUUACUGUUUCUUCGUAUGUAUAUAUGUAACGAUUUUAAUGGAAAUGCUUAUUUCCAUUGAACUUAAAGCCUUUGAAGGGUUUCUGCAUUUGGCAAUCAUCCCCACAA